Molecule: messenger RNA, 2849 nt
Organism: Phacochoerus africanus (Common warthog)
Lineage: Eukaryota; Metazoa; Chordata; Mammalia; Artiodactyla; Suidae
Gene: BCL2L14
Product: BCL2 like 14
Exons: 6
Coding region: 208-1164 (318 amino acids)
Biological process (GO): regulation of apoptotic process
Source: RefSeq, a predicted model, not a curated record
CCUCCCUCCAGCUCUAGUCCCAACCCAAAGAGGCUACACCCGCUGGGGUCUCAGAUCACAAGAAGCCUUCUGCAAUGAGAAGCCAGGAAGACUUGGCCAGAGUUUCCUCUUAAGUUUCGUGGAGAGAGACUCAGGUAUAGAAAUAUCCUUACUGCCACCUGACCUGAAGCAGGAGACACCGCUAACAGCCUGGAGACCAGCCCUGCCAUGUGUACCACCAGCACCUGUGACCUGGAGGAGAUCCCUCUGGAUGAUGAUGACUCAAACAGUAUGGAAUUCAAAAUUCUGAAGUUCUAUGUCACACACCAUGUCUUCAAGAACAGCUCUGCUGUCUUCUCACCAAAGCUCCUGAGAACAAGAAGUUUGUCCCAGAAAGGACCAGGGAGUUGGCCGGUAAACGAGGCAUGGACACAGGGGCCAUGGCCUUGCAGAAGUUCCCAGUCCAGUGAGAAGGCCAUAAACCUUGCCAAGAAAAAGUCUUAUUGGAGAACACUCUUCGGAGUAGCAGAGAAGGAGGAAAAUUCGCAGAGCGUGCCUACAGGGUUCCGUUUCGAGGGGCCGAGGAGAGUGGAAAUUCAGAGUGGUUCUCACAGUCAGCAAUGGCCAAGGUCCCUCUCCAAUGUGGAACAGCGCUUAGAGCACGAAGCCGUGGACCCCAAAGUUGUUUCCAUUGCCAACCGAGUUGCUGAAAUCGUUUAUUCCUGGCCACCGCUGGAAGAGCUCCAACAUCAGGGAGGAAGGUUCACGCUCCAGGGCUUCCAGUCUAGAGCUCCAAGUGCGAAGAAAGAUGGAGAAGACCAAGUAAUAGCCAGAAUCGUUGAGUUGCUGAGAUAUUCAGGAGAUCAGCUGGAAAGAGAGUUGAAGAAAGACAGCAUUUUGAUGACCAGCUUCCAGGACGGGCUAUCCUACUCUGUUUUCAAGACCAUCACGGACCAGUUCCUCAGGGGUGUGGACACCAGGGGAGAAUCAGAGGUCAAAGCUCAGAGCUUUAAGGCUGCUCUUGCUAUAGAUGCCAUGGCCAAGCUCACAGCCAUUGAUAACCACCCCAUGAACAGGGUGCUGGGCUUUGGAACCAAGUACCUGAAGGAGAACUUCUCUCCCUGGGUCCAGCAGCACGGUGGAUGGGAAAAAGUACUUGGAACAUCCCAUGAAGAAGUAGACUGAAACAAAGGAGGAUUUGUAAUCUGCAAUAUUUAUGGUCCAACUCAGGACUGGUGUACCUCGGCCUCAGGACAGACUUGGGAGAAAACAAAAACUGACAAGGCGAAUAGAGCAUCAAAGUCUGCAAAAACCAUUGUUCCUGCAAAUCAAGAGGCCUCGAGCGAGGCCUUGACCAUCUCCAGCUCAUAGGAUGUGGCAGCAUGGGCCUUGGCCUCCAUGUGUUCAAGUCCUCCAGUGAGUGUGUGAGGAAGUCUAGAAAAACAACUGGUAACUUUCCUUUCAAAUGCUUUAGAACAGAAACCAUCACCCUGCCUCUGCGGGCCACUUUAGGCAAAGUGUGGGACAGGUAUUUGUUGACCUCGUGAGGGUGAAAUGAUAAAUUGUGCAUGAGCAUACCUUUGGUUUUAGUACUAUUUAUUUUUUAAACUUCACUUGGAAUGGCCUAAUAAUGACAUUGUUUCAAGCCUGCCUUUAGGAUGAUGUGGCUGUUGGUGUUGGUAGAUGAAGAGUUCAAAGAGACUCGAGUUUUCUGCUACAUCCUCUAGCUUGGGGAGAGAAGGCCAUAUGUGCCUUUUUGACUCACUUCUCUUGGAGAAUUCACUGGCAUUUUGUAAAAACUUGCACUUGGCAGAAAACAAUUACUCUUAUCCCCCUCAACUACUGCAGUGACCCCACCUCUACUUCCCAAGGUUUCUAGCACUUUGUUAUUUUUCUCUGUAGUGUAAUGAUUAGCAGUUGCUAAAAUAAAUAUGCAGAAAGACAACUGUCAACGCAUUAAAUAAGAGUAUAAGAUUUCUGUGAGGAUCAUAUAAAUUAUGUCAAAUGCUUAGAACUGUGCUUGGUAUUUAGUGCUAUAUUCACUUAUGUCCACUAUUAUGUGCUGCCCUCAGCUAAGCUGAAAAUUUCCUCUCCUCUCAAAACAGUCACUGAUUAUUUUUCCGAAACUGAUACUGUUCAGAAUGAGGUUUUUUAGUAAGUGAAGUAUGUUCCCCAGUAAAUGUUUAAGACAAAAGAAUCUUCAAAAAUACUCUCAAAUGUUUUAGAGUCUAACAAAUUCUGGAUCUCUACCACCCAGCAUGUAGCCUGAUGAAAAAUAGGUGUUUAAAAGACUUUUGAUGAACGAAUAAAUGAAUGAGUUAAUCGCAUAUUUUCCAUUUCAAGGGAAAACUGGAACUAUCAUCACAUGCUUCACUAUGCUGCCUUCCUCAGUUAAAAAGAGUUAUUUGCUUUUAAUUUCUUCCUCCACAUUGAAACUCACACAUUUUAGGGAUAAAGGAGUUUCCUUUUACAGAUGGAGACAUUGGAGACCACUUUUUCUUUAUUCCAAGCUAUCUGCAGUUCCCCAAAUGUAUUAGGUCCCCCAGAUGUAUUAGCUCAGUUUCUCUGAGCCUCGUAAAACAUUUUCUCCACUUGGCGUAUUCCUAUCUGUCAGUCCUCUUUCCCCCCAUAUUCCCUAAGCCAACUAAUUCUAGCCCAUUUUCCCAAAUUCCCUCCUUCAUUUUCUCCAGGAAGCAUUUGCAAACGCUCCCUGGGCCACCAUGGGGCUGCAUAAGGAUGAGUUUUCUCAUAAGGAUAUUCCCCAACACCCUGUAUAGAGAGCUUUAUACCUGAUACAUUUACCAUAAAAAUGAGGUGGGUUUUUUUUUGUUUGUUUUUGUUUUUUUUGCACUGAAUCAUAAAUUAUUUUG